UUUUAGUGACACAAUCACACAACCAUUCAUUGUUUUCCUCCUCCUUCCAUUUUCAGAAACAUCUCUAUCUCUCUGAAUUUAUCUGCACAUAAAGUUAAAGAAUAUUGAAUAAAGAAUAAAGAAUUUUCUUUACCCUAUGGUAAAUUUCCCUCACAAAAAAAAAAAAAAAAAACCAAACACUUUUUUCCACAUUCCAUGUGAUGUUGUAUUUGACAAUCUGUUCAAUAGAUGGGGGACCAUUUCACAAAACUCCAAUCUUUCCAUAAGAAUACAGAAACCAACUCAUUUUAAUCUCAUAAAUAAAUCAUACAACUUUAUAGAUUAUUGCUUAAAUCAUAGAACUUUAUAUAUAUUAUAAAGUACAUAAACAUGUCUACAAAGUAUUAAUAUUUUUUCUUAUGUUUAUUUAACCUUUGAUUAAUUUGUUUCUGCAGAUAAAAUGAUUGGGGGUUGAAUCCAUGAGUGGUCCUUGUGUUUCAUACCAUCCCAACAACACAAACACAAACCAUUCAAAAACAACAACAUUAAAUAAAUUGUCACAAUGACAUGUGAUGAUAAUAAUAACAAUAAAGUUUAGAUUUUUUAUGAGAAGAAACUAAGAAAAAAAUGGGUUCUGUUGGAGGAGAAGAGGCAAUUGAAGAAGCUGGAAAAAAUCAUGAAGAAAGAAUUCGAGUUUCGGUUCGAAUUCGGCCUUUAAAUGAUAAGGAAAUUGCAAGAAAUGAUGUAUCUGAUUGGGAAUGUAUCAAUGAUACUACAAUUAUAUAUAGAAAUAACAUUUCAGUUUCUGAAAGAUCUUUAUAUCCUACUGCAUAUUCAUUUGAUAGAGUAUUUAGAUCAGAUUGUGGAACAAGGGAGGUGUAUGAAGCAGCAGCCAAAGAAGUUGCUCUUUCUGUUGUUAGUGGAAUCAAUUCAAGCAUUUUUGCUUAUGGACAAACAAGCAGUGGUAAAACAUACACCAUGAGUGGUAUAACUGAAUGCACUGUAGCUGAUAUUUUUAACUACAUUGAGAAGCACAUGGAGAGAGAAUUCAUGUUGAAGUUUUCAGCAAUUGAGAUUUAUAAUGAAUCUGUCAGGGAUCUUCUUAGUCCAGAUUGUAUUCCUCUUCGACUUCUUGAUGAUCCAGAGAGGGGGACAGUUGUUGAGAGACUUACUGAGGAAACUAUAACAGAUUGGAACCAUUUUACCGAACUUAUUUCUUUUUGUGAAACACAAAGGCAGAUAGGAGAGACAUCACUGAAUGAAGCAAGUUCUAGAUCUCAUCAGAUUCUUAAACUGACAGUUGAAAGUUCGGCACGCGAAUUCCUUGGAAAUGACAAGUGUAGCUCUCUUUCUGCUUCAGUGAACUUUGUUGAUCUUGCUGGAAGUGAAAGGGCAUCCCAAACCAAUUCAGCUGGUGCCAGGUUGAAAGAAGGUUGCCACAUAAACCGUAGUUUACUAACUCUAGGAACUGUUAUCCGCAAACUCAGUAAGGGAAGAAAUGGACACAUUCCUUUCAGAGAUUCAAAGCUAACGCGCAUAUUGCAAUCCUCAUUAGGAGGCAAUGCUAGAACUGCAAUCAUCUGUACCAUGAGCCCUGCACGGAGCCACGCUGAACAAACCAGAAACACACUCUUAUUUGCAAGCUGUGCUAAAGAAGUUGAAACUAAUGCACAAGUCAAUGUAGUGGUGUCUGAUAAAGCACUAGUCAAACAAUUACAAAAGCAGUUGGCUAAACUGGAAAGUGAAUUGAGAUAUUCAGGAUCAUCCCGUCCUAAUAUUUCUGAUUCUUCAGAAUUGUUGAGAGAGAAAGAUCAAGAAAUUGAGAUGUUAAAGAAAGAGGUAAGGGAGCUGACAUUGCAGCGUGAUCUUGCGCAAAUUCAAAUUAAGGACAUGCUCCAAGAAGCUGGAGAUAACGUGUCUUGUUUAAUAGGAGUGGAGAGUUUAGUAGGUCCCCGGUAUCCCAAACUGCGCGUGAGAAAUACAUGGAACUUUGAAAAUCAAAGACAGGAACCGGAACCAGAACCAGAACCGGAACCAAAUGUAUUAAGUAUUGACUGUGAAGAAAGUGUUAGGUCCUUUGAUGCAUCUCAAUAUUCAGAUGGACAUAGUAUUAGUUCUGAUGAUAAUUUGUUCCAACUCCCUGACCUUGAAAAGAAUCUUAUGGUUAGAAAUUCUUCACCAAGGCUAUCAGUUACAAGCAUUAACAAUGCUUUACAGAAUGAUUUGGAUCAGAAAAACAUUGAAGAUCAGAAUGAAGAGGACUAUUGUAAAGAAGUUAGGUGCAUUGAGAUAGAAGAGCCUAUCACAAACACACAUGCACAUACAAACUCAGAAGAUUUAAGAUCAAAUACAUAUACUGAUUCUAGUGCAUCAUCUCCUCAUCAAGCAAAGACAGAUAUGUCAGGAUUGAUUGUAGUCGAUGCUGAGAACAAAAACGAUACAGAUUUGUGCUCGUCGGUGUUAAAGGAAGACCAUAGACUGAUCAAUAUGCGCGAAUAUUUUGCUUUUCCGACUCCAGAAAAUAGUACUCCUUGGAUGAUAGAAAGUAAUAGAAGUAGUUCUAGUUGUAGAUCUUUGAAGUUGAGCCGAAGUAGAAGUUGUAAAGCUGGUCUCAUGAGGAAUUUAUCUUCCGAUUGGUUUGAAGAUGAUGAUGUGAUUCAGAACACACCUCCUAUAGGGAAUGAAAAAGACUUUUCUGGAAGACCUGAGGGAUUUCCGAGGAAGGUUCAUACACUACAUUAUAAUGCAAAUGCAGAGAGGAAUUCUAUGGAAAAUCCUGCUUCUGAUGAUGUACAGAUUGUGAAAUCAUUCAUUGACAAGGAAAGUGAGAGCAAUGGUCCUUUAACUCCAAAAACAAAGGAAACAGAAAAUCUUAAGAGACUGAAUUUACUUGAUGACCAUGAGGUUCCUGGGACAGGAUUGGAGGUCAUCAUGUCCGGAAAGAAUGUCAAAGAUAUAGGUUUGGACCCAAUGCAAACUGAUGGAGAAAGUGAUUCAGACUGGCCUUCAAAAUUUAACAGGCUGCAAAAGGAGAUUGUUGAACUCUGGGAUGCUUGUAAUAUUUCCUUGGUUCACAGAACUUACUUUUUCCUUCUCUUCAAAGGGGAUCCAUUAGAUUCUAUUUAUAUGGAGGUAGAACACAGAAGGCUAUCGUAUCUUAAGCAAACUUUUUUACAAGGCAAUAAGACUCUUGAAGAUGGAAGAACACUUACCCCUGAGACAAGCAUGAGAUAUCUCAAAAGAGAGAGGCAAAUGUUGUGCAAUCAAAUGCAGAGGAAGCUAUCUAAAUCAGAUAGAGAAAAUUUAUAUUUGAAAUGGGGCCUUCGUUUGAGUUCAAAGCAUAGGAGGUUACAGUUGGCUCAUCAUUUAUGGACUGACACAAACAACAUGGAUCACAUUAGAGAGAGUGCAGAAGUUGUUGUAAAAUUGGUUGGUCCAGUAGAGCCAGAACAAGCUCUUAAGGAAAUGUUUGGCCUCAACUUUGCUCCAAGGCCCACAAGUAGGAAAUCUUUUAGUUGGUCUUUUACUAACAGUAUGAGGCAGAUUUUGUGAGUUUGGAUUACUUUUUUUUAGGUAGUUUGUUAUGACCAUGUUAAAAAUUUCAAGGUCUUAUAUAUAUGUAACAUAAUUCUCCUUUCUCCAUAUGUUGUGAUUUUUUGUUGUAUGUUUCUAACUCUUAUUUAUAUUGAUUGUAAAUGUGUUAUUGUUGUAAGGUUAUAGGUUUGUUCAUAUAUUGUAGACUCUCUGCAAGAGUCCAAGUAUGGUUAAAUAUGAUUGUUGACUGGAUUUCUUAAAUGCUAUAUGAUUUUCUUUGUAAA
Trifolium pratense (red clover) is the source of this 3797-nucleotide messenger RNA. Its product is annotated as kinesin-like protein KIN-7F. Lineage: Eukaryota; Viridiplantae; Streptophyta; Magnoliopsida; Fabales; Fabaceae. Gene Ontology annotation, molecular function: microtubule binding; microtubule motor activity; ATP binding. Gene Ontology annotation, biological process: microtubule-based movement. The coding region runs from base 607 to 3531 and encodes 974 amino acids. The transcript is spliced from 13 exons. The record is from RefSeq and is a predicted model, not a curated record.